This is a messenger RNA of Dromiciops gliroides (monito del monte), 1813 nucleotides long. It is a transcript of the gene PI15, whose product is annotated as peptidase inhibitor 15. The record is from RefSeq and is a predicted model, not a curated record. Bases 16 to 792 code for a protein of 258 amino acids. NCBI's taxonomy places the organism in Eukaryota, Metazoa, Chordata, Mammalia, Microbiotheria, Microbiotheriidae. Gene Ontology annotation, cellular component: extracellular region. The transcript has 5 exons.
CUCCUCCAUCCCAAGAUGAUAGCAAUCUCUGCUGUCAGUGGUGUGCUCUUGUUCUCCCUUCUCUGUGAAACAAGUGCAGUCGUCUUACUCAACGCCACUGACUCAUCCUCGCCAACCAAUAACUUCACUGAUAUUGAAGCCGCUCUCAAAGCACAUCUGAACUCAGCGGAUCUCCCCAAACCCAGGAAGAAGCGAUACAUCUCGCAGAAUGACAUGAUCGCGAUCCUUGAUUAUCACAACCAAGUUCGGGGCAAGGUGUUUCCACCUGCUGCCAACAUGGAAUAUAUGGUUUGGGAUGAAAACCUUGCAAAAUCUGCUGAGGCUUGGGCCGCCACAUGCAUUUGGGACCAUGGACCUUCUUAUUUAUUGAGAUUUUUGGGCCAAAAUCUCUCUGUACGAACUGGAAGGUAUCGCUCCAUUCUACAACUGGUUAAACCAUGGUAUGAUGAAGUGAAAGACUAUGCUUUUCCAUAUCCUCAAGAUUGCAACCCCAGAUGCCCUAUGAGAUGUUUUGGACCAAUGUGUACACAUUAUACACAGAUGGUCUGGGCUACUUCCAAUCGGAUUGGAUGUGCAAUCCAUACCUGCCAGAACAUGAAUGUUUGGGGAGCCGUGUGGCGGAGAGCAAUUUACUUGGUAUGCAACUAUGCCCCCAAGGGAAACUGGAUUGGAGAAGCACCAUACAAAGUAGGAGUGCCAUGCUCAGCUUGUCCUCCCAGUUACGGAGGAUCUUGUACUGAUAACCUUUGUUUUCCAGGAGUAACAUCAAACUACUUAUAUUGGUUUAAAUAAAUUAAAAUUUGCUCCUUCUUUAUUCAGUAAAAAGGUUUUCUGGGACAUCAAAGCUUGUAAAUUGAAUUUUGCACAUAUUAUGCAAAUUUUUAUAAUAAUCGUUUAUCAUUUGGUAUUCAUUUGUAUAAAUCAGCUUUUGUAUAGUACAAAUUCAUUUGACCCUUUGCAAAGUAAAAGAAGUAUUCACUGAUAAUGCCCCUGCACAAAUUAUUUGAAAAGAAAACAACAUAAAUCCUAAUGUGAAUGUCCUAAUUGUUUUUUAAAUGAAUUGAGUAAUAAUUUAUUCAUUUCCAAAAUGUCUUUUUCUUAGGGAAUAUUUCUUUAAGAAUAAGAUUGAUCUUUUACCAAUAAUAAGAAUGAAUUUAUGGUGUGGUUUAAUAUAUGAAAGAAUGUAAUUUAAUAUUGAAAUAGAGAAAUGUUUCCCUUUGAUUGUAAAAUAUGUGAGAUGAAGGAUAUGUUCAGGAGUACUUUAUUAUGGUGGUCUGUUAGGAAAUCUUGCACAAUGACACUCAGAAAUAUCUGGAACAACUUCAUUUCUGUUAGAAAGAUGGAAAAGGUAAAUCCUCCAGGGAUUUUCUUCUGAUUCACAACAGAUAGGUUUUUCCCAAUUACUUCUUAGCAACAAUUAGCUCAGACUUAAAAAGAAUUUAAAAAGCAAUAUGAUAUAGUGAUUUGCAUUCCUAAAUUUGUUUUGCCACUGACUUCCUGUGGGACCUGGGCAAGUUAAUUUUACACUUGUUUCCUGUAAUAGUAUUAUUAAUACGCCACAGACUCUUAGAAUGGGUGUGUGAUGACUGAAGUAGUGUGAUUUGAGAGAUGCUAAAAUAUUCUGCAGAUUAUUGAAAUGUAAAUUUAUAAAAUGGGAAGGGAAGGAAGGAAAGCAACAUUAGCACCUGUUAAUGUAUCAUUAAUACCUAGUUUAUUCAAUCCUGUGACUAACCCCUUAGAAAACAGGACUCUAAGAGAAUUAGCAUACAAGAAUAAUAGGAUUUGGGGAAGAACCUAAGGAAGGGAUGAAUAA